Alternaria arborescens is the source of this 1071-nucleotide messenger RNA. RefSeq lists its product as hypothetical. NCBI's taxonomy places the organism in Eukaryota, Fungi, Ascomycota, Dothideomycetes, Pleosporales, Pleosporaceae. Gene Ontology annotation, molecular function: hydrolase activity, hydrolyzing O-glycosyl compounds. The transcript is spliced from 4 exons. The coding region runs from base 1 to 1071 and encodes 356 amino acids. The record is from RefSeq and is a predicted model, not a curated record.
AUGAGCGCAUCUAUCUCGGCGGCGCAACCACUCGAAGAAAGAGACAUAUCCUCGAGCUGGGCUGGAGUCAACUCCUACUUUCUUCAUGCCUAUCAAAAAUCCGAUCGCUUGGCCGUCCUUGACGCAGUCAAAGAUGCCAAGCUCAAGACGUUGCGUAUCUUCAUCUCUCAUACACUCCAGAACAACAAAGAUACCGGCUCCGUCAACAUGCCCGACAUCGAGCCACGGCAGGUCGGCACAUACGAUGACACCCAGCUACGUGCCAUUGAUCAGCUCAUGCUUGAAGCGCGUGAACGAGGCAUCAAACUAGUUAUCGCUAUGCAUGACCGCUACCAGUUGGGUUGUUGGGGAAAUGACACAUACGUUUCCAAAUACAAACUUCCUGCUAUUGACUGCGCGAAAACGCCUGCCGCUCAGAACGAUGUAACAUUCUUUUACCAGGAUGCAUCGCCAAUCUACGACUUUGACAACCGCCUUACAUAUAUCCUCCAACACAAGAAUCAGUUGAUCUCGGGUUCACCGCAAUGGAAAGAUCUUUCGGAUUACAUCUUCGCGUUCAACAUACAAAAUGAAGGGCAGGGGCAUUUGCGCAACAACAUCGCACCUGCACCAAAAUGGUGGUGUGAUCGAAGCAAGAAGAUGCGAAGCAUCAUGGGAGAUAGCAAGAUUCUCAUCUCAACAGGUGGUGGAAAUGAAUUUCCCAAUUCCGAUAUCCCCGAGAAUUGGAGCUGCGCAACACUUGAUCUCAUCGAUAUCCACUCCUACAGCGGCGUUUCCGAAUGGCGCAACAAAGCGCCCAUCGCCCUACAGCACGCUCAAGCCGCCAAGAAACUCGUGCUGUUCGAAGAAUUUGGCGCUACUGGUUCCGACAAGGCUAGUGUUGUAGGUCAGCAUAUCGACAUCUUCAAUGGGCUCAAGGUACCAUGGAUGGUUUGGCAGAUCAACAAGCCAGGCAAAGGUUCUGCAGACUAUGAAUUCUGGACCAACGAAGCUACGUUUGGGGUAGUGAAGCAGGGGGCAGCCAAGGCCUUGAGUAUCUCUGCUGCUCAAACAUUUCCUAAUCUUGUAUGA